Colletotrichum graminicola M1.001 is the source of this 1500-nucleotide messenger RNA. RefSeq lists its product as uncharacterized. The transcript has 2 exons. The record is from RefSeq and is a predicted model, not a curated record. NCBI's taxonomy places the organism in Eukaryota, Fungi, Ascomycota, Sordariomycetes, Glomerellales, Glomerellaceae. Gene Ontology annotation, biological process: nucleoside metabolic process. The coding region runs from base 1 to 1500 and encodes 499 amino acids. Gene Ontology annotation, molecular function: catalytic activity.
AUGCCUGAUCCUUCAGCAUACGCCGCCGGCUGGAUAUGUACCAGUGGCACAGAAUACAUCGCGGCCCAGUGCUUUCUCGACGAGGCACAUCCGUCGCCCAUCAGUAUCUUACCCCGAGAUAACAGCGGUACGUACGGCAACGAGUCUACGGUAGCAGUUGCUCGAGAUCUGCAACAGAAAUUUCCGAACAUCAGAGCCUGCUUGAUGGUGAGAAUCGGGGGCGGUGCGCCACGUGCUAAGCACGAUAUUCGACUUGGAGAUGUCGUGGUCAGUACUCCUCGCGGCAAUCAUGGAGGCCUCCUUCAUUGCUACUUUGAUCGGAUGAUGGACGAUGGAGCUUUCAAGGUGACAGGGUUCCUUGCUCCGCCCGCCAGUGAACUCAUGCUUGCUCUCAUUAGCACCAGAGCUCAGCUCAUAACGAUGGGUAACGGGAUAGAACAAUCUGUGGUCACUGUUUUAACCAGACUCCCAAGGCGGAGAGGCAAAUGGCGCCGCCCAAGUCCCAAAACAGACAUACUGUACCGCAGCCACAUCGUCUUCGAUCCGACAAAACCUCCCACAGAUGUAGGGCCGGAUGCAGUCAUUUCGCGGCCGGAGCGAUCUAACCCAGGAGUUCACUACGGAUUGAUUGCAUCUGCAGAUAGAGUCAUGAGAGCUGCGACGAUACGAGACAAGCUAGCGGCGGAUCGAGAUGUGCUUUGUUUCGAGACGGAGGCUACUGGGGUGAUGGGCCAUUUCCCAUGCUUGGUGGUCAUGGGCAUCUGCUAUUAUUCCGAUUCCCAUAAAAACAAAGAUUGGCAAGAGUAUGCUGCUCUGAAUGCAGCCGCGUGCGCGAAGGCGAUCACAUAUCAAAUUCCAGAGAGAAAUCUCGGGCAAGGAAAGAGGUUGGAGGAGCUUGCUGCGAUGGCCAAGCAAACCAAAUCACCACUUGCAGCUACUCGAUCGUUGUCAACAUUCUCGGCCACAACCAUCGAUAAACAGGCGUCUUCUGACAGACAUUAUUUCGACAAGGAAAUCAUCAAAAGGCUACAUGUCGUGAUCGGUGCCGAGUACAAUGCUCGCAACAGUCAUCCCGAUCAAAUCUGCCACCCGAGAGCCAGACUCGAUCUGCUGCAAGAAGUUCAGGCCUGGGCAGAGAACCCUACAAGUCCACCCGUCUUCUGGCUCUACGGAAUGGCGGGACACGGAAAGUCAACCAUCGCACGAACAGUUGCUAAGAGGUUUGACGAGAAGAAAAUACUAGGAGCCACAUUCUUCUUUAAGCGAGGACAUAUUGGUCGCUGCGGGACGUCGAAUCUCUUUAGUACAAUCGCAUCACAGCUUGCUAGGCGUCGACGCGAGCUACUCCCAUAUAUCCGGCGUGCGAUCGAAAGGACAAACGACAUAUCCUCCGAAACUAUUGAAGAACAGUUCAGCAAGCUUAUUGUCAGUCCUCUUAUGGAGUAUCUCGCCCAUUCCAGCAAGACUCCAGCUGCUCCUGGUAUUGGACGCUCUGGAUGA